Phytophthora sojae is the source of this 2241-nucleotide messenger RNA. RefSeq lists its product as hypothetical. NCBI's taxonomy places the organism in Eukaryota, Oomycota, Peronosporomycetes, Peronosporales, Peronosporaceae. The record is from RefSeq and is a predicted model, not a curated record. Bases 1 to 2241 code for a protein of 746 amino acids. The transcript has a single exon. Gene Ontology annotation, molecular function: protein binding.
AUGCCGCAAGAGCCCCAUCGCUUUGUCUCCAUAUUGCAAAUUCCUGCUCAACCACCAGCUCGAACAGCUACAACAAUGUCGGCAUCGAUUCGCGCAGCUACUGUGACGGACCCGUCCAUCUUCGAGAUCCUUUUCAAGCAAAAGGACGGCCUUGACAACCCGCAGGAGGAAGCCGCGUCGACUUCAAGCAAAGCCAAGGAGGAGGAACCGCAGCUUUUGCUGCCUGUGAAGCAGCCGACGCUGCUUGCCGACCUCCACUUACUGCAGCAACUCACACAGCAGCUCCAGGCUGCAACACUGAGCACUGCAAGCAACAAUCACGACGACGAUGAUGGUGUGGCAGCAGCGAAUGCCGAGACAGAGAGCCUAGCCACUCUGUACUGCCGCCGCGCAGCAGCACUGUUGGCUUUUGUCGACUACGACGUCACCACGACGGUGCCCCUUGAUAUUCUAGCCUCCGGUCCGUCGUCGAGCUCUGUCCGCGAUGAGGCGAACCAGCCAGCACCGAUGCUGGAGGCUGUUAGGCAAGCGCUUCAAGACGCUCAGGCUGCAGCGGCACUUUCCUCAAACAAUGCAACGAUCGCUGAAGCUCAUUUGCUGUCGGCGAAUUGCUCGCGUAGCUUGGGGGAGCUUGCACACGCUCGCGCAUUUGCAGCACUGGCGGCAGCAGCACUACCGGGAAGCUAUGCGAUCACGAGUUUGGCUGAGCAACUGGACGUGGAAGCUCGCGCUGACACUGCAGAGCUCUUGCCCAAGCUGCGCCUCACCUCGGCGGCUUUUCCGACAUCAAAUAGUGUCAGUAUCGCCGGCGCUGCUGAUGUUGAACAGGAGGAAGACGGGAACAACAACGACCAACCUGAGCAGCGUGUUACGAAGGCGUCUGCAGUGGCUCCAUUGCUGUCAAUUGAAACCCCAGCGGAGCAGAGCUCGUUCUGGCAUCAUGUGGCGCCGCACUUUCAAACACUCGAAGAAGCUGCCAAUUCUCCCUGGCUGGAAAAGCUCGAGCGACUCAUGCACCAAAACGUUCACCACCGCUGCGCGCAGCCUAACGAGGUGCGUCAACUGGACGCGGCACUUCAGGCUGCAUUUGCUGCGCUAGCGUUAUUGCUCCAAAGCAGCGUCGCGUGCUCAGUGCUUGGACUCGACAUGAGGGACGACGCAGCCGCCAGAACUCUAGAGAAGCUCACUCAAACGGCUUCGUCAUCGCCGCAGACGCUGGUCCAGAAUCGCACGACAAGGAAGUGGAUUGUGUGCACGUGGGCUCCAAUCGUUCGCCUCGCGUCGUCGUCGCCUUCUACAUCGCCACUUACUGACUUGUCAAACGAUGUGCUUGUGAUGCUAGCACGUUUGCUUCAGGCAUCGGGGAGCUGGAGGCGAUGCACUGCCAUGGGGCACAGCUUGGCAUACGCCGAAAUGGGCUUCGACCUGGCAAAAAUUCUCCGUGAGAGCGGAACUGACCCUGCUACUUGGUCACGGCUGGAGUUGCAGUGCGCUGAAGCCUUCGCAACAGCUUUGCUGCAGCGAAGCUCAGGUCAAAAUGAGGCCUUGAAGACAUUCCGAGAUGCUCUCCAAGGCGCUCUUCACGUCGGGGACCAUGAGUACGAGCUUCGAGCUCGUCUGCAUGUGGCUAAAACGCUUCGGCUCAUGGAAGAGCCCGAGAUUGCGCACGCUGAGCUUGACCAGCUACUAGUACGCUGUCGAGCUCUGAACGACGUUCACAUGGAAGCGAUGGCCGAGUACGAGAUGGGUGAGCACUUCGUUCAGCAAGAGGACCUGGAGACUGCGCACGAACACUUCCGAGCGGCGCAGACGCUGUGCAACCGCACGGCCAACUGUGGGGACUCGUGGCGCCCUCGAUCCAUUCAGCAGGCGAUCGCGUUUUACGCGCGUCUGCGGCUGACAGCUCGUCGCGGAGCCAUGCGCUGCAGCGUCUCGACUCUGCUUCGCUCGGUCGCCGAUGACCGAGAGGACGACAGCGACGAGUCUGAAGCGGAAGACGACAGCCACGAUGUCCUGAAGCAAGAGGAGCAGCAGGAGGAGACGCAGCGCCCCAAGGAACGGCGCCAGGCCUUUUAUCUCAAGAGAUCAAGCCCAGAGCCGCGCUCAUUGAUGAGCACGAUCAUGAGCACGACGGGCGGGAACUCGCUGAGCGGACCGAAGCCCAAGCGCACGAUGACCUGGCGCGAGUCCGUGUUCACCACGGCGUGGCCGGCUGGCAACAUGGUGGCUUCGCAAUUCUAG